AAAUACCCUAAAAGCGUAGAGAUCGUGAAAAUUGGGAAACUCGAGGACGUUUUCGUUUGGUGUCAAAAAAGAAAAGUGGCGGAAAUAUCGAUGUGAUCUUCAGGGAAGCGGACGCGAAAUGCGCUAAACGUGAUCAACAAUGACGAAACGUCCGAUUCGCGCACGUCUCGUUUUAGUUCGAAGGGAAGAGUUGUGAAGGAUGGUGUAAACGUAAUAGUGCUAUAAUGGAGUCGCCUCCGUCCACUUCUACUUUAUCUGAAACCUUUAUGUUAAGCGAUGACAGUGGCUUAUUGUUGACCAGUGGCUCUAUUUCCAGUGGUAGCAUGAGUGGAGAGAGUCGUAGUUUUUGUGCACAUUUACCAGAGUUUCAUGAUAGUGAUUGUGAAGACAAAUCCUUAUCACAAGCUGAUUCUUUGGAUGGGAUGUCAGAUAUAAUAUGUGGUGAAAAUUUCAACACAUUAAAGAAAGGGCCACAUUACACUGAUCAAAUUAUCUUUAAAACAACCUCACCUAUAGAACCACCCCCCGAAUUCCAAGACAAACCAAGUACAGAAACUUACGAAAAAUUCGCGGAUUAUUACACCGAUUAUUUAUUAGACAUGGCAUUUCACGAAUUCGAAAAAUACCUUCAAGAAUUUCACGCAACCCGCAACGCAAAAAUGCAAAUUUGCCAAACGACAUUAUCGCGCCCUUUUUGGUCGCCUUUAACGUUCAGUCCUUGUCAUGGAGCGCGACCGAGUUCGCGAAGUUCAUUGGGGUCAUCCCGCCUUUCCAGUUCGCACAAUUCCCUUUCAGUUCCAACAGCUCAUCGCGCCGACGAUUCCAGUUUUAUUAUGCAAGCUGUUUCUCACGAUACCCUCACCUCAAAUCAAAUCAGUGACCUUUAUAACGUUCCCUUCGAUAGCGACGUUUACGCGAUUCCCGUCGACACCAUUUGUCCGCCGAUCAAACCGAAACGCACACAACUUCACGCUGCAAAAAAACGAAGGAGACACACGUCUUCCGGUUUUCGAGAGUACGACUCACAUUCGGGUAGACAAGUUGCGGCCGUUUCGAUGACGACCAAAAAAACAAUUAAAUCGGAACAUCGUUGCGUUAGCGUGGACGCUUCUUGUCCAACUGGAAAAAGACAUAGUGUGGCAGGGACUUCGCAGAAUAAUCACGAAUCGGAACCGAUUCGAAUGACGUUACAAGAGGUUCGUCAAUAUUUACAAACGUUGUAUUCAAGCUCUUCCGAUUCGUCCGAGCAGAAAGAGUAUAUUCUAAAACCCAACGCAAUAAGGAAUAAUAAUAUUAAUUUGGAUACGCAUAAUGUGAUGAUGAUGAAGGAGAAUUUACUACAUAAUACAAGAGUUACAAAUAAUAGUAAUAAUAUUAAUAAUAAUAAUAAUAAGAAAAAUGUUGUGAAAGGUGUGAAAAAGGUCAAAGAGGAAACGACUAAACCAGUGACUAAUAGACAAGUAUCUCCGAACAAACAGAAUAAGUGGAAAAAGACCCAAAGUAGGAUUUCGUCCUUUAAGCAGAGUUUGUGUAGUAUUUUUAAGCCGAAAAAGACGUUGUUGGAGGAGAAGAGCGGCUGUAAUUUUAAAGGGAGUUGUAAUUUUAACGGGAGCUGUGAUAAUUUAGAUCCCGAUAUUAAUAAGAAUAUUACUAAUCGUGCUUUACCCCCUUUACCACCUGAAGAGGAACAUGCUAUGGAUUUUGCUACUAGUAUUAGAAAAGUUAAAGAUUAUGGAUGGUAUUGGGGACCGUUAAGUGGAGAAGCAGCUGAAAAAAUUUUAUCGAACGAACCGGAUGGAUCGUUUAUAGUUAGAGAUAGUAGCGACGAUCAUUACAUCUUCUCCUUAACCUUAAAAUUAAAUAAUAGCGUUCGACACGUUAGAAUAGAACAUGAUCAGGGUAACUUUAGCUUUGGAAAUUACACCAAAUUUAAAUCUCAAACAAUCGUAGAAUUUAUUGAAAAUGCCGUUGAACAUUCGCGGAGCGGCCGUUAUUUAUUCUUUUUAAAUAGGAGGCCAACAAUCGGACCCGCUCGUGUACAACUUUUACAUCCCGUUUCUAGAUUUAAGCAAAUACAAAGUUUACAGCACAUGUGCAGGUUUGUGAUAAAUAAACAUGUAAGAAAAGACUUGAUACAACAAUUACCGUUACCGCGUCGUAUGAUUGAUUAUUUGAGUACUCCUCAUUAUUAUUCGGAAUUAAUUGAUGAUGAACAAAUGGAACAAGAGGUUCAUAGAGAAACGAGUACUCCCAUCGUUGAGGAAGAGGGUACCGUUAGUCGAAUUGGGAAUUAUAUUUACGUUCGGACGAAUAAUAGUGUUGGUACACAACACUCGUAAGGUUUGACCAAAAAAAAAAUGUUAAAUUAUGAAUUAAAAGCAGAUAAUCUUUUGGGAUUGUUUAGGAUGUGAUAAUUUUUAUUAAGAACAACGUUAACGAACAAGGUUGAGUUUUUUUUUGUAGGUUAUGUCUUGAUGAUUUGAUUUAAGAUACUUUUAAUAAUUUAUUUGUAUCAAAAGUUUAAUUUAUUUUUAAAAUCAAUAAUAUAAUAAUUGUAGGCAUAUCACUUGGAAUUUAUGAACAAACAAAAAAAGAAACAAGUUUUUUAUAUGAAUAGAUAAAGUGAUCGAAUUUAAGUCACUUAUUAAUAAUAUAUUAUCUUUAAAGUUUAAAAAGUCAUCAAUUUAUUUAAUAAAUAAUAAAAAA
Molecule: messenger RNA, 2706 nt
Organism: Onthophagus taurus
Lineage: Eukaryota; Metazoa; Arthropoda; Insecta; Coleoptera; Scarabaeidae
Product: Suppressor of Cytokine Signaling at 16D
Biological process (GO): phosphatidylinositol phosphate biosynthetic process; intracellular signal transduction
Cellular component (GO): phosphatidylinositol 3-kinase complex
Molecular function (GO): 1-phosphatidylinositol-3-kinase regulator activity
Source: RefSeq, a predicted model, not a curated record